Messenger RNA from Hippocampus comes (tiger tail seahorse), 2196 nucleotides. RefSeq names its product tetratricopeptide repeat domain 12 (gene ttc12). Gene Ontology annotation, molecular function: protein binding. Gene Ontology annotation, biological process: sperm axoneme assembly; axonemal dynein complex assembly. The record is from RefSeq and is a predicted model, not a curated record. The coding region runs from base 1 to 1689 and encodes 562 amino acids. Gene Ontology annotation, cellular component: cytoplasm; centrosome. The transcript has 17 exons. NCBI's taxonomy places the organism in Eukaryota, Metazoa, Chordata, Actinopteri, Syngnathiformes, Syngnathidae.
AUGACCACCAAGCCAUCAACGGCUUACAUCAAUCUGGAGAGGUAUGAGGAGGCCAUCAGUGACUGUGAAUGGGCUCUGAAGUGUAAUGGGAACUGCAUCAAAGCUUACCUCCACAUGGGCAAGGCGUACCUUGGGUUGAAGAAGUAUAGUGAGUCCAGAACAUGCUUUGAAAAAAUAGCUCAACUUGAGCCACAGAUGGAGAACAUGGCUAAAGAAUACCUGACCAAGAUGGAGCUGGAAGAGAAGAAGGAGAGUGAAGAAUUCAAUGCGAGGCAAGAUUUUGACAGGGGAGUGGAAAAGGCCAAACUAAUCCCUCAGCUUGUGGGGAAGCUGUCAGAGCCUGGGCAGAUGCUGCUCUACUAUUGCGGAAUAUUGGAGAUUCUCGCCCAUGCUGUGACUGACAGCAGCGGCCAGACGCUUUUCAGGCUGCAUAAUGGCUUCAGUAUUAUCGACAGCAAUGACACAACGAAGAGUUGCCUUUUGCAGGAAGCAAAUGACCCAUGCAGCCAAGACUUGUGUGUCAGCAUUCUCAACGUUUGGACGAUAACAUGCAGGGAAAACGAGGAAAACCAGAAAACGCUGUUGACAUGUCCAGCGUCCAAAGCGUCCAUUGUUCCCUUGGUCUCGGCUGAAAAUGACGCAAUGCAAAAGGAGUGCCUGGAAUUGUUAUGCGUGUUCUCGCAUACUGCACAUGGCAGACGUCUUCUCUUUGACAACUUGGAUGUCCCCACGUUAACAAGGAGCCUCAUGGCGUGCAUCUCGAGGCCAGCGCCGCAACGGGAGAACAGAGCGCUCCUCAUUUUGCAGGAGUUGGCGAGAGAAAAAAAAUUUUGCUUUCAGCUAAGAACUGUGCUGGCAGACUCUUUCUCUGAGCCAUUCACAACGAUCAUGAGCAAUAUCAGCAUGGACAAUCGUCACGUCGUCCCUUCGCUUUUAUCAGCUGUCGGCAGUCUGAGUAGAGAUGACAUCAUCCGUCACACCCUUGCUCACGAUACAGAAUGUUGGAAAGCCUUCCUGCUUGCCAUCAAAAAUUGCAUCGCAUGCAGUUUCAAUGAGAUACUUUACCCUCUGCUUGGCUUGAUCAUCAACCUUUCAACCCUGACCUCUCCUGUUAUUCAGGAAAAUGCAUUUUCACUGUGUGGCUGCUGCCUGGACCUGCUGAGGGAUAAUGAUGAAGACAUUGUUACGAGAGCCUUGGGUGUGCUGAGCACCGUCCUCCCUCAGUCCUCCGAGGCUGUUACUCAUGUUGUUCAGCGAGAUGUGGUGAAGACGGUGCUGCGACAGCUCAAGCAAGCAGACUUGGCUGCCACUAAGUAUGCUCUCAAGAUUCUGACGGUGUGCACGGCGGCCAGCCAGUUGGCCCGCGAGGUGCUGGUGAAGUCUGACAAAAAGCUGUCUGUUCUCCGGCGUUUGCUGAGCUCCAGCUCGGAUGAGAUGGUGACAGGAAAUGCUGCCCUGUGUCUGGCCCAUUGCCUGGAAUUGAAGGGUAUUGCAAGCAACCUGCUUGGCACUGAUAUUGUGCUUGAGUUGCUUCGCCAUGCUGCCGGAGACGCGAAGAGGACAGCCGUGCAGCAAAAUGCGGCCGUUGCACUGGGGAAGCUGUGUCAAUCCGAGCCCAGGCAUGUGAACAAACUCCGGGAGCUACACGGCUUUGAGAUCCUGCACUCCUGUAUGAAGCUCAUUAAAUAAGGACAUGAAAAUGGUCAUUUGAUUUAUUUAUUUAUUUAUUUAUUGGUACGACUUUUGAACCCUGUUCUUGACUGGCCUUGUUUUUCAAGGCCAUGUGGAAUGUAGCCUCAUUAGCAUAGAGAUGCAGCGACGGUGGGGCCACUUCAGUCAGCUUUGCCAUAUUAGAGGUGAUGAAUACAUCCCAAAAUCACAUUCCGUUAUUAAUGAUGGUGGCUUUGAUACAUGAAUUCCGAAAGACAUUUGUCCCAAAUACUUCAGCAGCCUAGCAACAUGAAUGAAUGAUACUCGCUAAGCUAAAGUAACACCCAGUCUGAAUAAUAUGCCCCUUCCCUUAAAACGCUUAAAUAUAUUUAUUUAAAAAAAAAAUAUUGUGGUUAUCUUUAAUAUUCUGUGGAUGAUCUAUCGUUUUGACAGUUAUGUCCAAUCUAUAUUAUGAAUUAUUGAUUCCUUGGCUGCUUUUUAUUCCUGUAUUUGAGUGGCGUAGAUGUCAAAUGUAUUUAAAUGAUA